Molecule: messenger RNA, 180 nt
Organism: Rodentolepis nana
Lineage: Eukaryota; Metazoa; Platyhelminthes; Cestoda; Cyclophyllidea; Hymenolepididae
Source: the annotation of a GenBank genome assembly
AUGCCUUGCCCCAAAGCUGUUAAAGAAUUGUUGGAAGAGUUUGACAAGGAUGGAUCCGGAAAAAUCGAUGCAGAAGAGCUCCUUAAGGCACUUCAACAUUUGGGUUUUGAUUUGGCUCAAGUGAAGGCAUUCAUUCGAGAAAAUGACAAAAAUGGUGAUGGUCAGUUGGAUUACAAGGAG